AUGGCGGUCUCUAAGAUGGCGCCAGAGGUGAGGUCCCGCAGUCCUCACUCUUCUCUUCUGGCAGCUGCAGAAGUGAAGUUGGCGCACGUGUGUGCGUCACGCGUCAGCACGUCCUGGAAUGCAGAUGUCACAGGCCCCUGCUUAACCCGGAAGUCCCAGAAAGCCCUGGAGUGUGGAAUUGGAGGAGGAGCACUGCUAGCCCCUGGCAAGUUGGGCAUGCCAGUGGGUGGUAGCAGGCCGGCGGAGGAUCUUGCCAGCCUCUGGACCAGAGGCCAGGGAGCACCAGGGAGAGACGCAGGAUUCCGCAGGAUUGCCCUCAACAUGCCAGGCAUGCACAAAUCAGAACUCCCAGGGAUGCGAGCCGCCGCUCCCCUUGCAGAACAGCAGGCAGGCGGGCUGCAGCACACUCUCAGCAUGAAGGAAUUAGAGACCCCUUCUCCUGAACC
Pelobates cultripes (western spadefoot toad) is the source of this 446-nucleotide messenger RNA. NCBI's taxonomy places the organism in Eukaryota, Metazoa, Chordata, Amphibia, Anura, Pelobatidae. The record is from the annotation of a GenBank genome assembly.